Fraxinus pennsylvanica is the source of this 348-nucleotide messenger RNA. NCBI's taxonomy places the organism in Eukaryota, Viridiplantae, Streptophyta, Magnoliopsida, Lamiales, Oleaceae. The record is from the annotation of a GenBank genome assembly.
AUGGCUGCUACAAUUUCUGCUACUGGAUUCAAAGUGGGUCUUUCUUCUUCUUUCCAUGGAAGCUGGGGAACUUCCAUUGCCGGUGAAGCCAUCGUGGCGCCGCCGACCAACUUUCGGGUUGCACGGCCCAUCCGAUCACAGCCUAUGAUGAAAAAUGUUAAUGAAGGAAAGGGUCUUUUUGCUCCAAUUGUUGUAAUCACAAGGAACAUUAUAGGCAAGAAGAGGUUCAAUCAGCUCAGAGGCAAAGCCAUUGCUUUACACUCACAGGUAAUCACAGACUUACCAGAAAAACGAAGAGGGACGGUCUUCCCACUUGCGCUUCAUGCCAGCCUAAAUAUCCGAUCCUGA